GUGAACAAAGCACAACACUCCACGAAGAAAGCUCAGAGCAGAACAACAUAAUCCACAAUGAGCACCGCCGCUGGAAAAGUAGUGUGUGUCACCGGCGCUUCCGGUUACAUCGCUUCCUGGCUCGUCAAGUUUCUUCUCGAACGCGGCUACACCGUGAAGGCCACCGUUCGCGACACGAGUAAUCCCAAAAAGGUAGAUCACUUGCUCAGCCUUGAUGGUGCGAAGGAGAGAUUGCAUCUCGUCAAGGCCAAUCUUCUAGAAGAAGGUUCCUUUGACUCUGCCGUUCAAGGUUGUCACGUUGUGUUUCACACUGCCUCUCCCUUUUUCAACGAUGCCAAAGAUCCGCAGACUGAGUUGUUGGAUCCGGCAGUGAAAGGGACUCUGAAUGUUCUGAAAUCGUGUGUGAACUCGCCCACGCUGAAACGCGUCGUUUUAACUUCUUCUAUUGCUGCAGUUGCGUUCAGCGACAGGCCUAAAAACCCUGAUGUAGUGGUUGACGAGACUUGGUAUUCUGACCCGGAAUACUGUAAGAGAACAGGGUUAUGGUAUAACCUUUCAAAGACUCUGGCCGAAGAUGCUGCCUGGAAAUUUGUUAAAGAAAACAAUAUUGACAUGGUUACAAUGAACCCAGCAUUGGUUAUUGGACCUCUCUUGCAACCAGAGCUUAAUACUAGUUCUGCUAUAGUUUUAAGUUUAGUUAAUGGAGCGAAAACAUUUAAAAACAAUUCUUUGGGAUGGGUCGACGUGAAAGAUGUUGCAAUGGCCCAUAUUCUAGCAUAUGAGAAUGCUUCAGCUAAUGGAAGAUAUUUACUAGUUGAGAGAGUGGCACACUUCGGAGAGGCUGCGAAGAUUUUACGAGAUUUAUACCCAACAUUGCAAAUUCCAGAGAAGUGUGAAGACGAUAAGCCAUGGGUACCAAUAUUUCAGGUUUCCAAGGAAAAAGCGAAGAGCUUGGGGAUUGACUAUAUUCCUUUGGAAGUGAGCCUCAAGGACACUGUGGAGAGCUUGAAGGAAAAGAAGUUUCUCAAAGUUUAAUGGUACCCUUAAAGAAAUGUGGAAACCUUCUUAUGCCUAGGCUUGAGUAAAUUUAGUAUUAAAUAAGAAACUGAUGUAAGUGCUGUAAUAAGUGAUUCUUGGACUGGUUUGUUCCGGUGACAAGUUUCAAACAUGCGUCCCCAUGUUAGAGUCUGCAUUAGACAUUGUAUCCUCGUGAUAUUAUAUUAGUAGAAGAUGUUUGUU
Messenger RNA from Vigna umbellata (rice bean), 1239 nucleotides. RefSeq names its product cinnamoyl-CoA reductase CAD2-like. Gene Ontology annotation, molecular function: oxidoreductase activity, acting on the CH-OH group of donors, NAD or NADP as acceptor. The record is from RefSeq and is a predicted model, not a curated record. Lineage: Eukaryota; Viridiplantae; Streptophyta; Magnoliopsida; Fabales; Fabaceae.